UUGAAGAUAAAAAACAGCUUUUUCUUAGAACCACCUCCACAAGUUCAACACCAGAGUUUCACAACAAUGAACCUGUCAAGGCCUCUACUCAAGGCUGUUACUGAGCUUGGUUUUCUCCACCCAACACCAAUUCAAGCAUCUACUAUCCCUAUGGCUUUGAUGGGUAAAGAUUUGUGUGCCUGUGCUGCUACAGGAACAGGUAAAACUGCAGCAUUUAUGUUACCUAUAUUGGAGCGACUGAUCUAUCGUCCACAGCAAACCCCUGUAACAAGGGUUCUUGUUAUCACACCCACAAGAGAACUAGCAAUACAGAUCCAUUCUGUUUCAUCCAAACUAGCCAAACAUACAAACAUCCACAUCUGUCUAGCUGCAGGUGGACUUGAUUUGAAAAGCCAAGAGGCUGAGCUGCGCAACAGACCAGACAUAAUCAUUGCAACCCCAGGCCGACUGGUAGACCAUCUUCACAACACGCCAAGCUUUGACCUACAGGCCAUUGAGAUUCUUGUGCUGGACGAAGCGGACCGUAUGUUAGAUGAACACUUCAAAGACCAGAUGGAUGAGAUUAUUCGCCUGAGUAACAGGGGAAGACAAACUAUGCUUUUCUCUGCUACAAUGACAGAAGAGGUGGAGGAGUUGGUUUCGCUCUCAUUGAACCAACCAGUCAGACUGUUUGUUGACAGUAACACUGACGUUGCUUACAACCUUACUCAAGAGUUCAUUAGGAUCAGGCCCAACAGAGAAGAAGAUCGGCUGGCCAUUGUAACAGCAUUGUGUUGCAGAACAUUCACUGACCAUUGUCUAGUCUUCCUGCAAACAAAAUGGAUGGCUCACAAGCUGAGAAUUAUUCUGGGCUUAAUGGGGCUUAAUGUUGAGGAACUCCAUGGCAACCUAACUCAACUCCAGAGACUGGAGGCUCUGCGCAAGUUCAAGGAAGGCAAGGUGGAUUUCCUUAUAGCGACUGAUCUUGCUGCUAGAGGACUUGAUAUUACUGGAGUAAAAACGGUUAUCAAUUAUACUAUGCCUACCAAUGUUAAACAAUAUGUCCAUCGUGUUGGUAGGACAGCUAGAGCAGGCAAGAGUGGAAGGUCUGUUUCUCUUGUUGGAGAAAAAGAAAGAAAAUCUCUGAAGGAAGUGGUGAAAAACUCGAGGACACAAGUUAAAAGUCGAAUUGUUCCCCCAGAGAUAAUAGAAAAAUAUGCCUCAAAAGUGGAAGCGCUGGAAGCUGACAUUAAAGAUAUUUUAAAGCAGGAAGAAGAAGAAAAGGAGAUGCGUGUGUCAGAGAUGGAGAUGAACAAAGCCAGGAACCUGCUGGACCACGAGAAAGAAAUAUUUGCACGACCAGCGAGAGUAUGGUUCCAGGAUGGUUCAGGAAAACGAAAAGAUAAAAAUGACGAUAAGAAUCAACCAAAGAAAAGACUGAAAAAAGAAACCAGAGAAGUCGUUAAAAAGACGGAAGAAGAAAAAUCAAGACACAAAGAAAUGGAAUUCAUUAAAAGAGAAGCAAAGCGAGCCCGAAAAAAGAAAAAGCUUUACGCCUUUCCUCCUGAUGACCCUCAAGGUCAAUCUAAAAAUCCAGGAGUAAAAACUAAAAACAAGAAAACCAAGUCAUUUGAUCAAGAACUGACAGAUACCAGCAAAAAAGCCCUCAGGCGGUUUAGGACGAGCGAUGCUACCGCUCCACAACCAAAGAAAAGUGUUAAAAGUUCCAAAGUUAACAACUCACAAGAAAAUAGAAACCCUAAAGGAAAACCAGGGAAAUUUAAGUCUAAAAAAAGGUUUAAAAGAAGAUGAUGUGACGAUCAGGGGGAAAAGUCUACAGGGUAAAAUAUAGGAAUCUACAGAGUAAAAUAUAUUAGACCUACUUCUUGUUCUCAGUUUGCAGCCAUGGAUGGACAGACCCCCGUGGACUCGCACUAUUGUAUGAAAUGUCUAUAAAUUUACAUACUUAUUUCAAUAAAAAGUAUCUCCCAUAA
Molecule: messenger RNA, 1973 nt
Organism: Actinia tenebrosa (Australian red waratah sea anemone)
Lineage: Eukaryota; Metazoa; Cnidaria; Anthozoa; Actiniaria; Actiniidae
Product: putative ATP-dependent RNA helicase DDX27
Cellular component (GO): cytosol
Molecular function (GO): ATP binding; RNA helicase activity; nucleic acid binding
Source: RefSeq, a predicted model, not a curated record